Molecule: messenger RNA, 1925 nt
Organism: Gossypium raimondii (Peruvian cotton)
Lineage: Eukaryota; Viridiplantae; Streptophyta; Magnoliopsida; Malvales; Malvaceae
Product: putative RING-type E3 ubiquitin transferase C3H69
Exons: 8
Coding region: 186-1280 (364 amino acids)
Biological process (GO): protein polyubiquitination
Molecular function (GO): ubiquitin protein ligase activity; metal ion binding
Source: RefSeq, a predicted model, not a curated record
AAUGUUUCGAUGUUGUGUUUGGGGCUUCAAUUUCGCUUCUCCUCCCUCUUUUCUCACCUAUCAUUCAAACUGAUAUUUUUGUAAUAAAUUAAAUUAAAUUUUUAAUUAAAAAAAAUCCUUUAGCCUCCUUUCAUUUUCCCUCAAAAUCCAUUUCCAUUCGCUAUUCGUUAUUCGCUAUUUCGUCCAUGCCUAAGACCAAGGGGGUUCUUUGUAAGUUCUUUGCUCAUGGAGCAUGCUUCAAAGGGGAGAAUUGUGAGUUUUCUCAUGAUUGGAAGGAUCCACCAAAUAAUAUUUGCACAUACUAUCAGAAAGGAAUCUGUUCUUAUGGUAGUCAAUGCAGAUAUGAACAUGUGAAGGCAUCUCAAACGGAUUUAUCUGCUUCUUCUUCAUCGACAAAGCCUCGUCAAUUUGGGGUCUCGGGUUCUGCUCCUUUAGGUCCUUCAACGAGUACAUAUUGUGGUUCCGUUGUACUUCCAGCUACUUCUGGCGAGUUUCCUGGUUCUAAUGGAGGCUUCCUCCCUCCCUCAACGAAUCAAGCAUGGCAUUUGGAAUCCGGGCAACAAGAUCUUUUGGAUGAUGGUGAUGUUUUGCAGCCUAGGAGUGCUAAUCUAGUCGAACUUCCUAUUUGCUCAUUUGCUGCAGCUGGUAAUUGCCCCCGUGGAGAUAAUUGUCCCCAUAUUCAUGGAGACUUGUGUCCCACCUGUGGAAAACAUUGUUUACAUCCUUUCAGAGCUGAGGAAAGGGAGGAGCAUGUAAAAAUGUGCGAGAAAAAGCAAAAGCACCUUGAGGCAUUGAAAUAUAGUCAAGAAAUAGAAUGCAGUGUGUGCCUGGAUCGUGUUCUCUCGAAGCCCACAGCAGCUGAACGGAAGUUUGGGUUGCUCUCGGAAUGUGAUCAUCCGUUUUGCAUAUCCUGCAUUAGAAAUUGGCGCAGCAGUUCCCCGUCCUCUGGAAUGGAUGUCAAUACUGCAUUAAGGGCUUGCCCAAUCUGUCGCAAGCUAUCGUACUUUGUCAUUCCAAGUGUCAUUUGGUAUUCAACUCCAGAAGAAAAGCAGGAAAUCAUCGAUAGCUACAAGGCAAAACUGAGGUCAAUAGAUUGCAAGCACUUCAACUUCGGAAAUGGGAACUGCCCUUUUGGUACUAGUUGUUUCUACAAGCAUGCGUAUCGAGAUGGUCGAUUGGAGGAAGUUGCUCUACGCCAUCUUGGAGCUGAAGAUGGGCACACCGUUAUAGCUAAAAAUAUUAGGUUGUUGGACUUCCUCAGUGACUUGCACAUUAGGUGAAUGUUCACAACAUCUACUACAAUGAUUAUAUAAAUAAUGCAAAGGACCUAUAUGCAGCUUUGAUGAAAAACUUUCUUGGGUUUCUGGUGUUGCACUCUCUUUGAAAAAGGAUUUUGCUGAUUGGAGAAACCAAAGGUUGGAAUCAUGGAGGCAUGAGGGGGUUUUAUGCAAUAAACUGCAUCUAAAAUAUUAAAUGAAGUAGUAAAAAAAAAAACAAAGAUACUAUUUUGGGGGUGAAAAUGCUGAUUGAUGGAUAGAAAUGUUUUGUUGAAGGGUUUGGAAUUUUAGUAGCCAAUGGUGAUUAAUUUGAAUAAUCAAAUCAAUGUGUGGGUGGCAGUGUUUUUUUAUUGUUCAUGCUUCCCUCAAAUCAGUGGGACACUCGGAACUGUAUUCUCUCUCUCUCUCUCUAUAUAUAUAUCAUUGAUAUACAUGUAGGAAUUAUAUACAUAUGUAGGGGUUAUGCUGUGUUGUGAUAUGAUUCUCAGGUGGGUAGUGAUGAUGGUAGACUUAGAGAAUGCAUAAUAUUGAAAAGCGUAGCUGAGAGUUGAAUAAUCUGUGUGUGCUUGAUGUUGUACAUGUAAUACUGUUUACAUAUUUGACUUUAUUAUGGAAUAUGAAUACAAUCAAAUAUACAACGUUAGCUAA